AUGAUCCCAGUUCUUGUACCUACAUGUCCCGGCAAUGAAAUCUGUUGGGCUAGUCCCAGUCCAUCUUGCUACCCUACUAUACCUGGUUGUACGUCGCAUGAAUUGCCGUCGUCUGAAGAAGAAGAAGGCGCAGAUGACUCUCCUGUUUUUUUAACAGAUAAAGAACUAUGGCAAGCUUUCUACCAAGCUGGCACUGAGAUGAUUGUAAAUAAAAAUGGAAGGCGUUUAUUCCCAAUCAUUAAAGUCACAUUACAGUCACGUAUGGAAUUUGUUCAUCCCUCGUCACCAGCUAAUGGUGAAAUAUGGAUAAAAGAAUCUGUCAGUUUUGAAUCUAUUAGAUUAACUCAUAAAGAAGACAGCAAGGGUGGUAAUAUUCUCCUUCAUACAAUGCACAAAUACAAUAUAAACAUAAUAAUACAACCUCUUGAUUCUUCUAUGGAAGAAAUGGUUUACCCACUUGCUAACUCCACUUUCAUUGCAGUUUCAAGUUAUUAUAGCAGUAAGAUCACUGACCUGACAAUGGAACAUAACCCUUUUUCUAGAAGAGCAAAAUGCACGCAAUGGACUAUGGCUGACUUACAGGGGAAGGAACAGGAGGAGGAGGAAGAAGAAUAG
Messenger RNA from Gigantopelta aegis, 615 nucleotides. Its product is annotated as T-box transcription factor TBX3-like. Gene Ontology annotation, biological process: regulation of transcription by RNA polymerase II; positive regulation of DNA-templated transcription; cell fate specification. The record is from RefSeq and is a predicted model, not a curated record. The transcript is spliced from 3 exons. Gene Ontology annotation, cellular component: nucleus. The coding region runs from base 1 to 615 and encodes 204 amino acids. Gene Ontology annotation, molecular function: RNA polymerase II cis-regulatory region sequence-specific DNA binding; DNA-binding transcription factor activity, RNA polymerase II-specific. NCBI's taxonomy places the organism in Eukaryota, Metazoa, Mollusca, Gastropoda, Neomphalida, Peltospiridae.